Molecule: messenger RNA, 1234 nt
Organism: Lactuca saligna
Lineage: Eukaryota; Viridiplantae; Streptophyta; Magnoliopsida; Asterales; Asteraceae
Source: the annotation of a GenBank genome assembly
AUGUACAUCGGAGAUGGGAUUCGAAAGUUUGGGCUUCUCGGCUUGGGCCAUGUUUGGAAUCUAGAUGAUCAAGGCCUUGUUGGGCUAUCAGGGGUUCAUUCACAACCAUCUGGAGGAGAUCGCUACCAGAAAAGUGAUCUCUGGUUGGUUCCUUUCUUACCCUCACCGUUGUUUCACAGCUUCACGACCUCCGCCGUCAUCACAAGAUUUGAUGCUCAAGAUUCUCAUUCUCUCGAUAUCCACUGCACCGGCAACUCACAUUUUUAUCUUCAUAUUCCAGUUGCUUUUGAAGCGCCUGAGGUGAAAAUGGAAUUAAUUGCUUCAAAAAACAAACGCGUGAAAAGUGAUCUGGCUAUAGAAAGAAUCGAUGAUUCUAAGAACGUCAUUUUCACAGGUCAACUACCUUCAAAAAAGAGUGCUAUUGAUCUAUUGAUUUAUGUGUACAGGCACGAGUUUAAGAAAAUUGGAGGGUAUAUUGUGAAUAUGGAAAAGAGUGGUAACAGAGAAGACGAUUUGUUUCCUGUGAGUAGAAGUGCUUACAAUCAGAAGGGAUCGUCUGUUGGUUCUGAUGUUGGGUCACCAUACACCGAUAAAUCACCCAAUCAUCAUGUGCAAGCCUUGGUACUUCUCGCUGAUUAUCUGGAUAUAGAAGAUGCUUCCUCUGAGACAUGGAGCAAACAUUCCCUUCCUUUAGGAACCAAAGGUGGUUCAAGUGGGUCCUCAGUCGUUGAUUGGGAAGGACGAGCUGUUGCCUUAAAUGCUGGAAGCAAAUCUUCAAGUGCUUUAGCAUUCUUCUUACCUUUAGAACAAGUGGUUAAGGCUCUAAAUUUCUUACAGAAGGGAAAAUAUUCAUUUCAAGAUAAAUGGGAAGCUAGUGCUGACUCAUUGUUUGAUGGUAGAAGCUCCUCGAAAUCCAUACGAGACACUAGAGCAGUUGUAAGUUCUCGAGCUGCUGAAAUUGGGCUUGAUAUUCUAUCACAAACAAUCCAGGAUGAUUUGGAUAACAUAACUCGUUUUCUAAUACUAGCAAUAGAACCUAUAAUCCCAGGAGUUGACAAGCCCCAUAAGACGAGCAUUGUGUUUCAAUUAGAAGAAGGACCUAGGGUCUUGUUCGAUGCUUUAGCUGUGCUUGAUCUAAAGGAGAUCAACUUAUCAAAAGUAACCGUCUCAACAACAACAUUCUACUUAAGCAGGUGAGUAAUCAAGAUUAAGGGAGACUUGUAAUCAUGUUUGG